Messenger RNA from Cyprinodon tularosa, 5983 nucleotides. RefSeq names its product ATPase family AAA domain containing 5a (gene atad5a). NCBI's taxonomy places the organism in Eukaryota, Metazoa, Chordata, Actinopteri, Cyprinodontiformes, Cyprinodontidae. Bases 368 to 5743 code for a protein of 1791 amino acids. Gene Ontology annotation, molecular function: ATP binding; DNA clamp unloader activity; DNA binding. The record is from RefSeq and is a predicted model, not a curated record. Gene Ontology annotation, cellular component: nucleus. The transcript is spliced from 22 exons.
UUUGGCGCUCUUCGUUCCCUAGUAGUCUGGCGCGUUUUUGAAGCUGCAGAAAAAUGUCAGAAAACCCUCCAGCUCCGAGUUUCUCCUAAAAUAUUAGCGCAAGGAGCCGCAAACUUCGCAGGGACACGAGCUUCUAAACUGGAAAAUGUUCCGAGGACUUCCAGGAGCUGCGCAGAGUAGAGCUUCUGUGAGUCUUAGAUAGCUUGUUGUUUUAUACCGAAACCUGCUGGUGAAAGGUUUUCUUCUCUUAACAAUGGAUGGAAAGUCCUUUCUGUAUUUAAACACAAAGCAGUGAAGGAGAAUUAAUAAGACGGCAGCCGUAAGAGUUCCAGCGUGUCAGCGUUUAACAUAUCGGUCUCUUUGAAUUAUGGCUGGUGUUGUGGCUAUGGCUUCUGUCAUUGAGGACUUUGACACUCAGCCUUGCAAAAAAUCUCGCAAAGAUGGCAGCAGCCCUGUUGUCAAGACGAUCACCAACUACUUCUCUCCUGUUCCCAAACCAGUGGAGAAACCCUUUUCUCCUCCUCGCUCCAAUAACAUCAUGGACUACUUCAGCCGAAAAGCUCCGUCCUCUAAAGAAAAGUCAAGUCCGCCGCAAGACCUCAAAGAAAACCGUCAGAAAUCUCUGUCUGCAGAAAAACAAGCUAACACAGAAGUGGGGAAAAAGUCGUCUGAAAAACGGGGCAGAAAAGCCAGCAGGGCUGCGAGGAAACUUGUUCCAACUGAAGCUGCUGUUUCCAAUGAUGAUGACAGCUGUUAUAUUGUUGAAGAAACACAAGAGAGCAAAGACCUCACAGUAGCUGGUUGUCGUGGGGCCCUUGGCAGUGACACGGCAGCUUUAUUGUCAAAGCUUGAGGCAGACGCAUGUGAAUCUGGAAUACCUGGAAUCUGUAAAACUGUCUGUAACAAGCAGAUGGGAAAAGAGUCCCCUCCAGAGAGUGAUCCAAAAUUUGAAAAAAGUGGCAUUCCUGAUUCAAAGCUGAACACUACUUCAUUAUCUCCGAAAGUUGAAGUAAAAGCAGUUAAAAAGGCUCCAAGAAAAACAAGAAAGAUACAACAAAAUGAGACGAAGCAUCCAGAGCCGGAAGAGCAGAAGGCAGAGAAGUCACCAUGUGACAUCAGCGAGGAUAAAACCUCACAGUUAAACAGCAGCACACUAACCAUCUCCUUUGAAGAUUUUGUACGGAGUCAGAACAAGACCGAGAAGGACGACCAGGGAGAAGAAGAUGGUAAAAACACAGGAAAGGUUGAAGAAGUGAACAAUGAACAGAUGGACAUCCCUAAAGCUGAGGAUGCUGUAUGUCCGCUCCAAGUUUCUCCCAGAACUCUCACCUUUAAGGCUGAGGUCCAUGCCGUUUCACCCAAACAGGAAACCACCAAAGCUUUUGGGAAGUUAGCUUCAAUAUUCACCAGGAGGAAAGGUGCUGUAAGCCCGGCAGAGUCUGCUCCUCCUCCAGCAGAGGAAGGACGCCUGCUUCCUGCUGCUUCUUCAGCCACCAAACGGAGGUCCAACGUGGUUCUUCAGGAGGAGGAUCUGGAGCUGUCUGUGAUUGAGAGCGAAUCCACUCCGAAGUCCAGUGAAGCAGAGAAGAAACAGUUCAUAGCCGCCUUCAAGCAGCCCAGUCUGGAUGGGUCCAAGACAAAACCUGCUAAGAGCCAAAGCAAACAGAAGCAAACUGAGGAGAAGACUGCAGAGGAGGAGGAUGCUUCAGGUUCUCCUGCUGAUCGAGGCUCCGAGGACACCAAAGCAUCCAAAAAGAAAAGUGCGAAACAGAGAAGAAAAAAAGUUAAAGAUACAGAAGAGGAAAUCCAUUCAUCACCUCCUGCUGUAAAAGAAACCCAAAUUACAGCAGAAGAAGAGCCAUCAAACACCUCAACUCCUACAGUCACAGCUCUGAGGAGGUCCAGGCGAGAGACUGUAGUUAGAAAGUCACCUGAAAACCCCCCGACCACACCUGUGAGGAAAACCAGGAGGCAGAAUGAGUCAAAGAAGGCUGGAAAUCCUCCCUCACCUCAGGAGAGCCCUAAAAAGAUGUCCACGCCGAAGACACCGCGGUCCAAACAUGGCGUCUUUGUGGCAGAGAUGGUCUGUCCGCCUGAUGCAAAAGAAAGUCCAAUCAGAAUGAGAUUAAGCAGAGUUCGUAAAACAGCUCCAGCAUCUCAGACUGAAAGUGGAAACCACAUCACCACUUCUUCAAAGAGUCAAAUCCUGAAUGAGUCCAAAAAACAAAAACGUGCAAAGAAACUAGUGGAGAAAGCAAAAAUGAUUCAGCAAAGCAGGAAAACUACAGAGGAGGAGAAAGUAAGACGAUCAUCACGGAUCAAGACCUGCAGCAAGAAGAGCUACUGUGAAGACGAGGAUUCAGUUGUCUGUAUCCAGGACCUCACUGCUAUUUCUCAGAGCCAGCCUGAAAAGACUAAAUCCCAGAAGACCUUACGAAGUCUGAAUGAAGUCCUUGGUAAAGUCACUCCUCCUGCCCCUAAAACAGCAUCUUUGGGCCAAGACAAGUCUGCUCGCAAGGUCUCAGCAGUGACCUCCAUCUUUGAUGACAGCAGUCGGGAAGGAUCUGAAAACUCUCAGGAUGAUGAGCAGUUCAAGGCGCGCAGAGAGUUCUUAAAGAGCGGCCUCCCCGAGUCUUUUAGGAAACAGAUCGCAAAGACUGCUGCUACCAAGGAGGCAUACUCUGCCUCAUCUUCAUCCUUUCAGACGGUCUCACACACUACACAACCCCCUGAUGAUUGUUCUUUAUGGAGUCUUCCUUGGCCUGAAUCUACCAUGCUGGGCCAUUUAAAGGACCUUUGGAGCCACGGACCCAAACAGCCUCCAUCUAUUAGUGGGUCUUUGUGUGUAAAGACAGAACCAGCUGGUAGAAAGGCUUAUGAAAAGGGCUCAAACUGCAGAUCUGGAAUCUCUGAAGGUGAUCGACAGCUUCUGAUGAAGGAGUUCUGCUCUACAAACCCUCACUUCCCAGCAGAGACGGUUUUCAGUCGGCUCCAGAAAAGACGAGCUGAGCAUCACCAGCAGCUCACGGCUUCAGAGCCAGCUGUUGUGAGCAAAGAUGUCUGCCCUCCUGUGCUGAAUGAAGCGGUUCGAGGGAAGAGGAAGAGGAAGGGGGAUGAGAGGGAGAAUAAUGUGAAGGUGGCUAAGAAGCAGAAGUCCCUCCAUUCAGAGGAGAACACCUCCACAGCUGAACAGGAGCCUCCUAGAAGAGGAGGACGAACCAGACGAACUCAGAGGUUAAAAACUAAGGAGGAAGAGGAGGAGAUGAAGGAGAAACUUAAGCCUACACUGAAUCUCUGUAAAGAUGAUUCUGGGGUUCUAGUGGACGACUUAAAGCUGGAAUCAGAUACUAAAAGAGCAGAAUGGGUGAAGGAGGAGUUGCCGUGGACCGACAAAUACCAGCCUCAGCACUCUGGGGACAUCGUAGACAACACGCCUGCAGUGAGGAGACUCUACAGUUGGCUAAAAGAAUGGAAACUUCGUGCCGACAGAGAAGAGAGAAAGAAUCAAAAGGAUAAGAAACAAGAAGAGGGCAGCUAUGAUUCAGAAUGGGACUGUGGAGAGGAGGACUACCUGGAUGCAGACGACACUUUGUGCAACACAAUGCUGAUCACUGGGCCCACUGGAGUUGGAAAAACAGCUGCAGUUUAUGCUUGUGCCCAAGAGCUGGGCUUCAAGGUGUUUGAGGUGAAUGCGUCGUCUCAGCGAAGCGGACGUCUUAUUCUGUCGCAGCUGAAGGAGGCGACCCAGUCCCACCAGGUGGACAGUCAGGGGGUGAAUGCCUACAAGCCCGCCUAUUUUAACAGCUAUGGAUCCACUUCUGUCAGGCCUGGAUCUUCUCCAAGAAAGGUUAACUCUCCUCGCAGGGUGGUCUCAUCUCCCAGGAAGCCUCCUCAGUCUCCAAGAGGGGCUAAAAAAGGAGGCCUGGCUCCAACAUCUUUAGCAAAGUUCUUUCAAGUUGGAAAACAGGCCAACAAAGAGCCUGAUAAACUUGACCAGACAGCUGCAUCCAAGAAAGCAGUAAAAGCCAAUCAGAGCAGUGAUAAAAGCAAAGCCUCUAUGGCCAAACCCUCAGCAGCCAGCAACCCUAAAGAGAAGAGCAGUGAGGAGCAGAGCAAGAAGAUGGCCACAUCACUCAUCCUGUUUGAAGAAGUGGAUGUUAUUUUUGAUGAUGAUUCAGGAUUUCUCGCUGCCAUCAAGACAUUCAUGAGCACUACCAAGAGGCCAGUCAUCCUCACCACCAGUGAUCCAGCUUUCAGCUCCAUGUUUGAUGGAAACUUUGAGGAAGUUCACUUUAAAAAGCCUUCAGUACUGAAUGUGGGCAGCUACCUGCAGCUGCUUUGUCUGGCCGAGGACACGAGGACGCAUCCGUUAGACAUCGGCGCUCUGCUCAAACUGAACGGCUGUGACAUCAGGCAGAGCUUAUUACAGCUGCAGUUCUGGGCUCGGAGUGCAAGGGGGCGCCCCUCAUCAAGGCAUCUGGUGCAAACUGGAUCUGAACUGAAAUCAAAGACCAAAGAAGCAGCUGAUGAGUCUGUGAUCGUCCCAUCCAGCCUCCCUCCUUGUGACAGCGGCUGCACUGAGAGCAAGCUGGGCCUGCUGAAUAUUGAGCCUGAUAGAGACAUCUGGGACCUACUUAGGAGUGGAAGUUUGAUGGAUUCAUCCGUUUGCUUGGAGCUUCUUACAGACAGCAGGCGCCGAGGAGUUGAUCUGCUCUAUUCCAACAUGGAGCAUCUCUUACCUCUUCCUCUGACACAGCUUUCUACCUCUAAACCAGAGGGUAAUCCUUCUGUUUCACAAGACCUUGGAUCUGUGAGUCCUAAACUGCUGCCAUCAUCCCCAUCCCUACAGGCAGACGCGCUGCCUCCUGGUGUUGGUUUAUUGCGUUCCGCUGAGUCGGAGGAUUUCUCAGACAGCUGCAGCCCAGUCAAAGUGUCCAGCAGAAUGAAGAGGAAUAAAAAACACAAUCUGCCCAGAAGGGACGGCUUCCUCUUUGAUUCAGACUCAGAGGAUGGAUUUCCGUCUCUCUGCGAGAAGCCGAGUGAUCCUCAGACAGAGGACACCAAAGAGAAGUUUGUUUCUGUGAAAAGGAAGCCGCUGACUCCAGAGGAGAAAAUCAAAAGCAUCCCGGUCUCACAGUGUCUUCAGUCCAUCGCUGACUUCUGGGACAACAUGUCUUUUGUGGAUUCAUCGCUUCUCUUUCACCCUGAUGGGUGUAACGUGUACACAGGACCAUCGGUUAGUGCUGUAGUCAAAGAUGGAAUGACGGAUGAGUCGAGAAUCGACACUGGAAGAGGAAGCUGGUCCUCAAGAAGCCGUGUCCUGGAGAUCCAGGCCACUGUGGAGGCUCUGAGCUUCCACAAGUGCCAAGCUACAGUGAAGGAUGCCUGGGAUAAGAUCCAGCAGCUAGAUGAUGAUCUGAGGAAAGAGGCUGCAGAAGAGCUGAGCCUGCCAGUAGCAACUCAUCGAGAAAAUUACAGCUUCACCCACGAUGGACUCAGCCAUCCACAGUUAGCCCAGCGGAGGACGGACAUAAUGGAGGUUCUAGUUUCUAAAGUCUCCGGCACUCUUGGCAACAGACAAGCAGCUGCUCUGGAUUAUUUACCUGCUCUGAGAACCAUCUGCAGAUCAGAACAGCUGAAGGAGCAAGGAAAAGUGAAGAGAAGGUUCCUGCAUUAUCUCGAUGCGAUCCACUUGGGUCUUGAGAAAGGAACACUACAGUUCCUCGCUGAAGAUUUCCGCUAAUUCCAUCAGAUUGUGUUGUGAUAACACAUGGGCCAUCAAUAAAUAGCUCUAAGAAGCUCAGUCUGGUGCUAGGAGGAAGAAGUAACAGUUGUGGUAUCUGGUGAUGUGGACAGAUAAAGCAGACCUCAGCCUUGGACUACUUGUUCUUAUGUGCACAAACAAGAAGGACUGAUUGCACUUAUUUGAUCAACAUUUAAAUGCAUAAAAAUCUUUGAAAAUAAAAGCACACAACUAAAGAAC